Chanos chanos (milkfish) is the source of this 1732-nucleotide messenger RNA. RefSeq names its product ataxin 7 like 3a (gene atxn7l3a). Gene Ontology annotation, molecular function: transcription coactivator activity. The transcript has 14 exons. Gene Ontology annotation, biological process: regulation of transcription by RNA polymerase II; positive regulation of DNA-templated transcription. The coding region runs from base 340 to 1518 and encodes 392 amino acids. NCBI's taxonomy places the organism in Eukaryota, Metazoa, Chordata, Actinopteri, Gonorynchiformes, Chanidae. The record is from RefSeq and is a predicted model, not a curated record. Gene Ontology annotation, cellular component: SAGA complex; DUBm complex.
CGUAUUCUUUAUUUCCCCCCUACGUUCCUACCUAAAAAUCAGCUUAGUUUGUAUAAACAAAGGAUCAUUUCCAGGCUGCUAAUCCGAAUUUAUUCGAGUUUUGAUACCGAGGAAUAAAUCAAUUUAUCGAUCCAGUCGGAGCAGAAUGGUCUUAUUACUCAUCCAUACAUAGAGCCUUUCCCGGCCCACAGUCAGGAACGUUACUCAAACGGGACCCAAAGAUCGACCUCAGCGGAAGGUGGGACCUGUUGACAUUAAUAUUUCUCUUGCGGUCCCACGCCAGCCCUAACAGUUACUAUGUAGAUGUGGCGAAGUUUCCCCCCCUUUUAGUUUUUGCAAAUGAAAAUGGAGGAUAUGUCUUUGUCAGGCCUGGACAACACCAAGCUAGAGGCCUUGGCUCAUGACAUUUACUCAGACUUGGUUGAAGAUGCCUGUUUGGGGCUUUGCUUUGAGGUGCACCGGGCGGUAAAGCAAGGCUAUUUCUUCCUUGAUGAUACGGACCAAGAGAGCAUGAAAGAUUUUGAAAUUGUGGACCAACCAGGAGUGGAUAUCUUCGGACAGGUAUAUAACCAGUGGAAGAACAAGGAGUGCGUUUGUCCCAACUGUAGCCGGAGCAUAGCCGCGUCGCGCUUCGCCCCUCACCUGGAGAAGUGUCUGGGAAUGGGCAGAAACAGCAGCCGCAUCGCUAACCGCAGAAUAGCAAGCAGUAACAACAUGAGCAAAUCUGAGAGCGACCAGGAGGACAACGAUGACAUUAACGACAACGACUGGUCUUACGGCUCAGAAAAGAAAGCCAAGAAGAGAAAGUCAGACAAGAAUCCCAACUCCCCCAGGAGGUCCAAAUCCUUAAAGCACAAAAACGGAGAACUCAGUAAUAGUGUGAACCCUGAUCUCUACAAGUACAGUAACUACAGUUCUGGGAUCAGCUACGAAACACUUGGCCCAGAUGAGCUUAGGUCCUUGUUGACAACGCAAUGUGGAGUUGUGUCUGAGCAUACAAAGAAGAUGUGUACACGGUCCCAUCGGUGUCCCCAGCACACGGACGAACAGAGGAGGGCAGUCAGGGGCUUCCUCCUGGGGCCGUCCGCGUCGACGCUGCCCGAUCCCGACACGCUGCUGGAAGGUGACGGAUACGAUGUCUCUGAUGGACAGCUCAUUAUGGGCCGUCUCCAGUGGGAAGGCUCAUCAGAUAUAUCCCCUUCAGACUCCGCCUCCUCUAAAGCUAGUACCAAUAACUCAGACUCUAAGAAACCGAAGAAAAAGAAGAAACUUAGCUCUCUGGCUCUGAACAGUUCAGGAGGAGGAGAGAGAGAAAGAGUAGGGGAACGGGAGAGAGAGCGAGGUGGAGGAGGAGGAGGAGGGGGCGGAGGCGGAGGAGGGAGUAGUAGUGGAGUUGGUGUUGUCGUUGGAGGAGGUAGCAGUAGCAGUUCCCAGGGUUCACUGGGCUUGUCAAGUCGUAAGAAGAAACCAAGGCUGCCAGCACCGCCUGCCCCCAGUAUCUAUGAUGACCUGAACUGAUGUGAUGGCCGGAAACAGAGAGAGAGAGAGAGAUGUUUACCCCACACACACACACACACACACAUAUAUUGAAUCUUGAGGCUUGUUCAGUGUAUUUGUUUGGUGUAUUUUAUUACACAUCAGAGGGUCACUGACAAAUGCUUUCAUUAUUUUUCCCAAACCUCAACACAGUGCUAAGCAAGCUGUGUUGCUUUAGUGCUUUCUCUGUGUGUGU